Messenger RNA from Syngnathoides biaculeatus (alligator pipefish), 4457 nucleotides. It is a transcript of the gene nipsnap1, whose product is annotated as nipsnap homolog 1 (C. elegans). The record is from RefSeq and is a predicted model, not a curated record. Gene Ontology annotation, cellular component: mitochondrion. The transcript is spliced from 10 exons. The coding region runs from base 2721 to 3542 and encodes 273 amino acids. Lineage: Eukaryota; Metazoa; Chordata; Actinopteri; Syngnathiformes; Syngnathidae.
UUUCUAAGUGGGAGGACUUGCAAUAUAGCAGGGUGUUCAAAUACUAAUUUUGUUCACUGUUAUCUUCCAACAGGACAAUGAUCCACAACAUUAAGCCAAAUCUACAAUGGAAUGGUUCACAAAUAUACGUAUUUUAGAAUGGCCGAGUCAAUGUCCAGACCUAAAUCCAAUCAAGAAUCUGUGGGCAGAACGGAAGACUGCUGCUCACAAACGCUCUCCAUCCAACCUCACUGAGCUCGAGCUGUUUUGCUAGGAAUAAUGGGCAAGAAUUUCAGUCUCUCCAUGUGUAAAAGCGAUUAAAGACAUACCCCAAGCGACUUGCCGCUGUAAUUGCACCAAAAGGCGACGCUACAAAGUAUUGAUGCAACGGGGCGGAAUAAUAUUGCACGCCCCACUUUUCAGGUUUUUAUUUGUUAAAAAACUUCAAGUUAAAAAUAAAUUUCGUUCUACUUCAUGAUUGUGUCCCACUUGUUAUUGAUUCUUGACACACACAAAAAAAUUAUAUCUUUAUGUUUGAAGCCUGAAAUGUGGCGAAAGGUUGAAAAGUUCAAGGGGGCCAGAUACUAUCACAAAGCACUGUACAUUCAUCUAAAGUAAUAAGAAAACAUUUUCAAUCAAAGAGUCCAGUCACAAUUCAAUUCACAUUUUCCCCAAUGAUUUACAUUGAUGCCUGGCAAAAAUAAUGUUAGCAUAUUGUCGACAUAAAAAGUGCAAUAAAAGCCUUACUCUUGAGCCAAUCCUUACAACCUAGGACUAAUUUUAUUUGUGUAACACUCCUGUCUCUCUCUCAUGAUAUUUUUAUAUAUAGGUAUUUUUUUUACAUUUCACUCAAAUCAAUUAAUGGCUUUUCCUUUCAUUUCAACGAGGAUAGAUAUUAUGACAUUUGAAUGUGGUCACAGAAAAAAAAUCGUAUCUCAAGACACCACUAAUUUUUAGUCUUACUAGUGAAGCAAUGUAGUACUGUAUUUGAACUGCACUUCCCCGUCUUAAUGGAACUCCUGAUAUAUAGAAGUAAAAAACGUAAUCAUAAUGAGCAAUCAAAAUAAUACAAAAGUGUGUUGAGCAGGAAUAAGCGACUAUUUUCAUCUAACAUUAAUUCGCCCGAAUGGAUACCAGCUCGUGGAUACCUGUCCAAGAUGGCGACCGGUUUAUGCAUGCAAAGUACGGCUUGGGUACGAUCGCCGCACAACACUUGUAGAGGGGGAAACAAACGGGGAAACUAACGUUAUUUUAGGUGUUUCAUUCCUGAAAGAAAUGCAUUGCAUUUUUGGGGAAAAGUCUACGACUAAAGUGAUUAAUGUUUUUUAAAUGUUAAUUACAAAAAGGCUGGAUUGGAAUCAUGGAGUAAACAUAACCCUAAUUUCUAAUAAAGCAGUCUUGAAUAACUAUCGAGUAUAAAAAAAAAAAAAGGAAAUUUGAAUUAUUUUGGGGGACCCUCACAUCCCCAAUGUUUCCUAUAAAAAAAUCCAUUCUGAUCACUGAAGGCAAGACGAUCAACGGCAGCGAUCAAUUAGUCAGGUCCGAUCGAUCACGCCCCCCGCCCCAGACAGCAAGUCAUCAACAGUGAGGGAAGCUAAAGUUUAACCAACAGGGCUCGCGUCCGUUUACUAGCCCGCCCAAAACCAGAAGUAGGUCGGGGAGUCGACGGAGGGUCGUGGUCAUCAUGGCCACCAGCACCUCGGUUCUUUCCAGAGGCCACGUGUUGUUGUCCAAGUACUCUACUGGGAGUCAACAGGCCAGGUGAGCGCUGCUACCUUUACGCGUUUAAAAUUCUAAUUUGAGUAAACUACUAGACUCCAAGGCUCUGGUUUGUAACUUCUUUUGGUAAAUUCAACACAAAUUCACAGGUGCUGCUAAAGUAUAUCAGAUUAAAAAUCAUUGUAUAAAGUCAUGUUUAUAUUGGUGGGUUUUCACAAUGUUAUUCUACCGUACCCUCAAACCAUUGAGUUAAUUUUUGGAGGGGGUGGCAGAAUACAGCUGCUCAAUCUGUAUUUUAUGUAGUAAUUUAUUUUAGGCCAUAAGGGUAUUGAUGUUUUGGAAUUUUUUUGUUUGCUAAAUAGAAGGAACGUACACAAGGUUAUUUAAAAAAAAAAUAAAGCGCUUAUCACAAAUGUGAUUUAAUCAUUUGCUGGACUUCUGAACUUCGUCCUGCAGCACCCAUUCACUUAUCUCUUCCUUCACAAGCAUGCUCUACUUUUUUCUGUUUUUGAUACAUGUUGUCGUUUGCGUCCUCUUAAUUAUUUAUUGAUUUUUCUUGAAUUUUCCAUUGUAAAACUAACAAACAUAAAUACAGCUCAGAUCAACAGAAACAGUAAAUCACAAGGAACCGUCAUAAGACAUCACGGUAAGCAUGCGUUAAGCUCAAGAGACACUCUGUAACAUACUAAAAGAUCUUUUCCGGAUAGUUCAGCUUUGGUUCGCAGAUGUUGAGAAAUGUUGGCAUAUCUGUGCAUGUUAGCAGUGGUUCUUGGAAUGUGUCUUGGAAUUGAGCUGUAACAUUUGUUACUUUAUGUUGUACCCUUCGGUCUUGGCGAAGUCCACCUCUCACUGAAAACAUAUUUGACCUGCCGUCAGCUCUGCGGACCAAACUCUGCAAACGGUCAUGCAAGGACCGAACAGACCCUAUCACGGGGUCUGGUACCAACUCACCGAGGGACAGGGUUGUACGCCUCUUCCAAGUCCACAAAACACAUGUGGAUUGGUUGGGCAAACACCCGUGCAUGCUCCAAAAUCCUACUCGCCAUCAAGCCCCGCCUCCGGGCCACGGAAAACAAGGAGGUUUUCUGAGAACGCCGUUCGAGCCUGGUUCCGUUCCGCACGCUCCUCGGUGCAAAACAACGGCGUCAGGAAAGAUGCUGACUCCAACCUGCUGUCCAAGCAGGAGACCAGUAACCUGUACAAAAUCCAAUGUAGUUCACAACGUGAAACCAGAGUGCCUGGAAGUUUAUAAUAAUCUCGAGGCGGAGGUGCAAAAAAGGCUUCAUCAGGAUGAGGAUUAUCCAUGUGAGGUCAUUGGAAGCUGGAACACGUGGUACGGAGAGCAGGACCAAGCAGUGCACCUGUGGCGCGACAGGGGAGGCUACCCAGCCUUGACCGAAUGCCUCAACAAGCUCAACGUGAACAAGGAAUAUUUGGAAUUCCGCAGAGAGCGAGCAAAAAUGCUGAUUUCCAGGCGGAAUCAGCUCCUGUUGGAGUUCAGUUUCUGGAAUGAACCUCUUCCCCGACCAGGACCAAACAUCUAUGAAAUGAGGAGCUACGCCCUCAAGCCGGGGACCAUGAUCGAAUGGGGCAACCAAUGGGCAAGGGCCAUCAAACACCGUCAGGAGAACAACGAGGCUGUGGGUGGCUUCUUCUCGCAGAUCGGCAACUUGUAUGUUGUUCAUCAUUUAUGGGCCUAUGAAAGUCUUCAGUCUCGAGAUGAAACCAGGAAAUCUGCAUGGCGCAAGGAGGGAUGGGAUGCCAACGUGUACGACACGGUGCCUCUCAUCAGGAGCAUGGAGUCCAGGAUAAUGAUUCCUACCUCUAGUUCUCCUUUACAGUGAGAACGCAAAAAAAAGCAGAGCACCCGAAAACAAAACCAGGAGCAAACAGUAACAUACUUUCCACACUUUUGGGCCACAACAUUAGGUACACUUCUGCCAUCUGACAUCCAAUAGCAGAGAUACAGUCUCAGUUUUACGUGCAAUAUAUUUAUUUCAAACCAUGCUUUCAUGUAGCUAUAAAGUAUAGUGUUCCCCCGCUAACUCCCCGAGAGGGGUUGCGACAGGAAGGGCAUCCGGUGUAAAAACUGUGCCAAACAAAUAUGAGCGUUCAUCUGAGAUGUCACGCUGUGGCGACCCCUAACGGGAUAAAGCCGAAAGAAACCCCAAGUAUAGUGUUCCCCCGCAAUACAAAAAAAAAUAAGUCCUUGAGUAAUUGACGUCCACCUACAAGAUGCUGGCAGAGCACUACUUUUUUCUUGCUAUGGCAUGUCUAAAUGAAACUCCCCUCUUCACUUUAACAUAGGUCUUUUGGACCAAGAUGCCACAUUAUGGCAAUACGUUUAUAUUAGCUAGGAUUUUGGUCUAAGCAGAAAAACAAGCAAAUGAAAAAUUGGCAAAAUCACCACUAACAAACUCCAAAUAUACAAGGGGGCACUGGAACCAAAAUAUUAGAAAAUCUUCCAUGCAGUUCUAUGGUACAUGCUAGAAUCACAACCCCCCCCCACCCCUCCAAAGAAAAAUAGAUGGUUAGAUCUAUAUACCUCUCAACAUCUUUUUGGCGAUAUAGUUUGCUUUUGUAUUGGACCUCACUCCAUGAUGCAGGUGUACCGAAUUAAGUGACCAACAAGUGCAUCUGCAGAGAAGUCAGCCACAGUCCGAUUUUAAGAAUCCUGAUGUUCAAAUAAGUGAUUGUUAGGGAAAAUCUGUACAUUGUGAUUGUGAUUGAGUGAAUCUAAUAUUGAAUGGGAUGUGAUU